This is a messenger RNA of Ostreobium quekettii, 1032 nucleotides long. Lineage: Eukaryota; Viridiplantae; Chlorophyta; Ulvophyceae; Bryopsidales; Ostreobiaceae. The record is from the annotation of a GenBank genome assembly.
AUGGCCGCCUUCCUGCGCGCCGCCAAGGGCCUGGGCCAGGCCGCGCGCGCCAUGGGGAGGGCGAUGAGCAUCGCUGCCGUGCCCGAGAGGAAGGUGGCGAUCCUGGGAGCCGCGGGCGGCAUCGGCCAGCCGCUUGCGCUGCUGAUGAAGAUGAACCCCGCAUGCACGGAGCUGGCGCUGUAUGACAUUGCCAACAUGCCCGGCGUGGCGGCGGACGUCAGCCAUGUCAACACCAGGGCGCAAGUCAAGGCCUACUCGGGAGACGAGCUGAAGGAGUGCCUCAGCGGGGCGGACGUCGUGGUCAUUCCCGCCGGAGUGCCUAGGAAGCCGGGGAUGACCAGGCAAGACCUGUUCAAAGUCAACGCCGGCAUCGUGAAGAGCUUGGUUGAAGAGAUCGCGAAGACCUGCCCGACGGCAUGCAUCAACAUGAUAUCAAAUCCUGUGAACUCAACGGUCCCCAUAGCUGCUGAAAUACUGAAGAGGCACAAUGUCUAUGACAAACGGAAGCUGAUGGGUGUUACAACUCUUGACGUGGUCCGAGCCAAAACCUUCUAUGCUGAGCGGAUGGGUCUGAACAUAGGCGAAGUCGAUGUGCCUGUUGUGGGAGGCCAUGCAGGCAUCACCAUAUUGCCACUCUGGUCUCAGGCAACACCUUCGAGUGAGAUAUUGAAAGAUGACGUAGAACAGCUCACAAAGAGGACACAGGAUGGAGGCACUGAGGUGGUGCAGGCAAAGGCUGGCAAGGGUUCAGCAACCUUGUCCAUGGCCUAUGCAGGCGCGCUUUUUGCAGAUGCCUGUUUGAGAGGUCUGAAUGGGCAGAAGAGUGUGAUUGAAUGUUCUUACGUGGAAUCCACGGCUUGUCCUGGUGUGGAUUACUUCUCGACGAAGGUCAGACUGGGAGCCAAUGGUGUCGAGGAGAUUUACCCGAUUGGUGAUAUCAACGAAUACGAGAAAGAGGCCCUGGAUUCCAUGGUGCCAGAAUUGAAUGCGUCCAUUGAGACUGGCGUCAAGUUCGCAGCGGAGAACAAGUAG